ACGUUUCGGUGAAGGUUUAAAACGCGUCGGCGGUGUUUCGUAGUCUUCGAGCAGUCGUCACUCGAACUGCGUCCACGCAGCUUUCCGUUGUUGCCCGCCGCCGCCUUAACGAAUCUAACACAAUCAUAAUCGGCCCGACUAUUCGAAAUCGUGCGCGAAACGAAAAUCAUAGUGUCAACCAUUAGAAAACUCGAAUCAUGUUCUCCAAUUCUCGUUCAACGCUUUUCGCCAAGGAAAGUUAUUCCUAAUUCACGCCGAAUAAUGUAGCGGAUAAUGGAGGUAGCCGGAUGAUAAAUAGAUAAGUAGCACCGUUCACUGCUGAUAACAAACGUCAUCAAAUUGACCGGGAAGCUGAGAGCCGACUCGACUCAAUUCCUCGACGCUGGACCCUACCCUUAUUCUCAUACGCGAUGUGCAAUAACAAUAAGGAAAACAACAAAUUAACAUCACGGCACAGGCCGAUCAAAGUAACAACGAUCGGUGAUGGUACUGUUGGUAAAACAUGUAUGCUCAUUACAUACACGACCAAGAAAUUCCCAUCGGAAUACGUACCCACGGUUUUCGAUAACUAUGCUGGAAGCAUACGCGUAGAUGGACAAGAAUACGAUAUGACUUUAUGGGACACUGCCGGUCAAGAAGAUUAUGAGAGGAUCAGACCUUUAUCUUAUCCAAACACUGACUGCUUCUUGAUCUGCUUUUCAGUGAAUUCUCGCAAUUCUUUAGAGAAUGUCGCGAACAAGUGGCAUCCAGAAAUUAAGCAUCACUGUCCGAACACACCUAUAGUUCUUGUCGGUACUAAAGGAGACCUUAGAAAUUCAGAAAAUGUGGAUACAGUUACGAUAAAAGACUGCAAAAAAAUGAAGAAAAAAGUAAAAGCCUAUAAAUAUAUUGAAUGUUCUUCACUGAAAUGUGAAAACCUGGAAGAAGUUUUUACAGAAGCCAUAAGAGCAGUUCUCAAAAAGCCAUCAAGUAAAUUCUGCUGUACAUUCUGAGAAUUAAGUCAACAUAAAAUAUUUAUAUCUAAUUAUUAGGAUAGAAGCAGGCAUUGAAUCAGAAUAAUUUUUUACUUAGAAAAUGUAUACAUUGUUCCAAAGACUAUGCUUUUUAAGUAUUUUUACUAAUGUAUAUUACAAUAAAAGUUAAUAAAAAAAAUAUAUUAGUGUCA
This is a messenger RNA of Nomia melanderi (Alkali bee), 1165 nucleotides long. Its product is annotated as ras-like GTP-binding protein RhoL. Gene Ontology annotation, molecular function: GTP binding; GTPase activity. Lineage: Eukaryota; Metazoa; Arthropoda; Insecta; Hymenoptera; Halictidae. Gene Ontology annotation, biological process: small GTPase-mediated signal transduction. The record is from RefSeq and is a predicted model, not a curated record.